GAAUGCCAUGUGUCUGUGGAGGACAGAAAGAGAGCGAGGGAGAGUAAGGGGAAGAGGGAGGGAAUAGGAUCUGAGUGGAGAGUGGAAGCAGCCGGGGCUGACUGCUGAAUGAAAGGGCCUGUUGCUCUCCACCACCGUUAGUUUUUUGUCCCACAAAAGAGCACAUGUCCAGAGCAAACAUAGGAAGGCUCUCCAACAGUCAGGCGCCAGGGGGAAGGGACAGAAUCACCACUACACACAGACCUUUUGGAAUUCUGCAUCGCUCCAUUACUUAGCCCUACAGGUGGCAGGGUGAACUACCAUUGCUAUGAGCAGGGUAAGUGUAAAGGGAGUUGAGCUGCUGUCCCAGUGGCUGUUGGUCCUACUGGUCCUACUCGUACCCCGACAUGGGAACACACACCCCCAGUGCCUGGAUUACAAGCCCCCCUUCCAGCCACAGGAGCCUCUGGUCUUCUGUAAGGAGUACGCCAAGUUUGGUUGCUGUGAUUUGGAGAAAGAUGACAAGAUCUCCCAGAACUUCUACAAGAUCAUGGACUACUUUGACUACUCAGGUUACAUGACCUGUGCGAAAUACAUACGCACCAUCCUCUGUCAGGAGUGCUCUCCCUACUCUGCCCACCUGUACGAUGCUGAGGAUGCCAAUACGCCCAUGAGGGAGCUGCCAGGCCUGUGUGGAGACUACUGCUCUGAGUUCUGGCACCAGUGCCGCUACACCAUUAGUCUGCUCACCGACAACAACGCCACGGUGGGCAUAGAGGAGGACCGCAAUAAGUUCUGUAACUUCCUGGAGCUCAAAGACAGGGAGUACUGCUAUCCCAACGUGCUCUCCGACGGCAAGCUCAAUGCCAACCUGGGAAAUGUUCGGGCGGACCCCGAGGGCUGCCUGCAGCUGUGCCUGCAGGAGGUGGCCAACGGCCUGAGGAACCCGGUGGCCAUGGUCCACGCCGACGACGGGACCCAUCGCUUCUUUGUGGCCGAGCAGCUGGGCUACGUGUGGGCGUACCUGGCCAACGGCUCCCGUAUUGACCGGCCCUUCCUCAACCUGACCAAGGCAGUGCUCACCUCGCCCUGGGCGGGGGAUGAGAGGGGCUUCCUCUGCAUGGCCCUCCACCCGCGCUUCACAGUGGUGCGGAAGGCCUACGUCUACUACUCUGUUUCUGUGAAGAAGGAGGAGAGGAUCCGCAUUAGUGAGUUCACACUGUCCGCUGAUGAUAUGAACCAACUAGACCACUCCUCAGAGAGAACUAUUUUGGAAGUGGUGGAACCUGCCUCUAACCACAACGGGGGCCAGCUUCUCUUCGGGCACGAUGGCUACCUCUAUAUCUUCAUCGGCGAUGGAGGAAGAGCAGGGGACCCCUUUGGCAAGUUUGGGAACUCCCAGAAUAAGUCCACUCUGUUGGGCAAGGUGCUGCGUCUCGAUGUGGACAACAACGAUGACGUGGACCCCUACAGCAUCCCGUCAGACAAUCCUUUCCUGGGGGAGAAGGGCUCGCUGCCUGAGAUCUAUGCCUACGGGGUGCGCAACAUGUGGCGCUGCUCCAUCGACCGGGGCGACCCCAUCACCAGGCAGGGCCGUGGCCGACUGUUCUGUGGAGAUGUGGGGCAGAACAAGUUUGAAGAGGUGGACCUCAUCGUCAAGGGUGGCAACUAUGGCUGGAGAGCCAAGGAGGGCUUCUCCUGCUAUGACAACAGGCUGUGUCGCAACUCCUCUCUUGAUGACAUCCUGCCUAUUUUUGCUUACCCCCACAAACUGGGGAAGUCAGUCACUGGAGGCUACAUAUACCGCGGCUGCCAGAUGCCUAAUCUCAAUGGCCUCUACAUAUUUGGGGAUUUUAUGAGUGGGCGCCUGAUGUCACUGAAGGAGAACCAAAGCACUGGGAAGUGGGAGUACAAGGAGAUCUGUAUGGGAAAAGGCCAGACGUGCCGAUUUACCAAACUUAUCAACAGCUAUUACAAAUACAUCAUCUCCUUUGCUGAAGAUGAGGCAGGGGAGCUGUACUUCCUGGCAACGGGAGCUCCCAGUGCGUCUGCCAGAGCGGGGGUGAUCUAUAAGAUAGUGGAUCCAUCCAGGAGAGCACCUCCAGGCAAGUGCAGCUUCAAGCCCACUCUUGUCAAGAUUAAGGGCAAGCUGAUUCACUUCCACCCGAAGGAGGAGUUUGUCAUUGACAAGAAGCCGAUGACCACCGCUGCGCCCACUACCACUGCUAGAACAACAGCUACUACCAUGCUCCGUACUCCUCCGACCACCAUGCGCUCUAUGACGACGAGACCUACCUACAGACCUCUAACUGCAACCCUUGCAAAGACAAGGGCUACAGUUAAACCUUCAACGAUGAGGGCUACUAUUAAACCUCUAAUGACGAGGGCUACUGUUAAACCUCUAAUGACGAGGGCUACUGUUAAACCUCUAAUGACGAGGGCUACUAUUAAACCAGCAACAACACCUUCCAACCCCACCUCAAUGCAGCAGAGGCCUACAGGAACCGCUACACAUGCACUGACCACCUCAUGGAGGCAGGUAAUGACGGCCAGGCCAGGUCAUGCCACCACUCCUUCCCGGCAGAGGCCGUCGUUGUCCUACACCAGGCCCACUGUUACCCCGAAGCCCCGACCACUGUUGACAACUGGAGCCAGAAGGCCCUCUCCACCAACAGCACAACCCUUGACCCGACCACAACCACACGCCACGGUCAGACCCUCACCACUAGAGGUUACGACCAACCGGCCCCAGACCACACCAAGGCCCAUGUACUGGACAGCUGCAACAAAGCCCACCACCCAGAAGCCUAACUUCACCCUCUCAAAGGCCCAGGACAAGUUCCUGAAAGGCCAGAGUGACAAGAUAGACCGUUCCACAAGGAACCGGGUCAACAAGAAGGACCGGGGCUCCAAACCGGGGAAGCAGCGGCGCAGGAAGCACCGGGCUGGGUCUGUGCGGCUGAUCAGUACAGAGCAGCUAUCGGACCGUGGGCGGGUGGAGAUUUACAUACGGGGGGAGUGGGGCACAGUGUGUGAUGACUUGUUUAGCAGUAAAGCGGCUACGGUGGUGUGCCAGCAACUAGGCUUCCCUGUAGCCCUGCGUGUGGCUAAACGGGCGGAGCUGGGGGGCGGCAGUGGCAGUAUCCUGCUAGAUGAUGUGGAGUGUGAAGGCACAGAGAGGACGUUACUGGACUGCAAACGGGCAAAGGUGGGCAAGCACAACUGUGCACACGAUGAGGAUGUGGGGGUGGUGUGUGGCUACCACCACGAUGAAGAUAAAUAAUAAGCCAAAGGACGUCUGACUGGGGAAUCAUUGCUAGUCACUUGUGCGUGAACAGAAACUUCCUCUAUGUACUGUACUUCAGGGCACAAACUGUGGUCAGACACAUCUCACCCCUCUACUCCCCCACACAUACUCACACACAUGCGAAUUCAAGAUGAUUAACAACAAUUGUUGAUUGUAGACUAGACUUUCUGAUACUUUACUCAGAGGCAGAAUCCCUUUCAUUCCCUUGCCUCCCUUCCAGAAAAAUUUGUAUCACUUUACAUUACUGCCCUCUGCUGGAAAAGAAAAAGACAUACAUUUUGUUGAAAACUUUUUAAAUUUUUUACAUUGUAUGAAUUGAUAAUCACAUCUAUAUACAUACAUUUGUUUUGUUUUGUUUUUCUUUUUAAUAAAAAAAAAACGUUUCUACAUGUGAAGAAGUGAUAUCAGUCAAAAUAAUAAUAAUAAUGAUAUAAGUGAGGAAAAUGCUGGACAUUGUGUGCUUUAUUAUUGUACAAUUUGACAGAUUAUAUAUGUAAACUGUUUUCAAGGUACAGGGUGCCUUUGAGAUGAAUAAACUGAGAUUUCAAUUUCA
Molecule: messenger RNA, 3839 nt
Organism: Coregonus clupeaformis (lake whitefish)
Lineage: Eukaryota; Metazoa; Chordata; Actinopteri; Salmoniformes; Salmonidae
Product: HHIP-like protein 1
Exons: 9
Coding region: 308-3262 (984 amino acids)
Cellular component (GO): membrane
Source: RefSeq, a predicted model, not a curated record